Molecule: messenger RNA, 915 nt
Organism: Orbicella faveolata
Lineage: Eukaryota; Metazoa; Cnidaria; Anthozoa; Scleractinia; Merulinidae
Source: RefSeq, a predicted model, not a curated record
AUGCAUUUGGCCGACAUGCUGUCAAGGGCUUACCUGGCCUACGAAGGCAAAGAAGUAGACGACCUUGAAUCAGUCAACAUGGUCCGUUAUCUGCCCAUAUCUGACCAGCGUUUAGACGAAAUAAGGGCAGAGACCCGGAGGGACCAGUCUCUGCGAGAGUUGUCAGAGACUAUUCUCGUAGGAUGGCCUGAAAACAAGGAACAUGCUCCAGCACUGACACACCCUUACUUCAGCAUGCGCGACGAGCUGACCGUACAAGAUGGGCUGGUUUUCAAAGGGAAUUCCGUCGUGAUACCGAAGAGCCUUCGCGCGGAUAUGAAGCUGCAGAUUCACUCGUCCCACCUCGGAAUAGAGGCGUGUCUGAGGCGUGCACGCGAAUGUAUCUACUGGCCAGGCAUGGCUGCAGAAACGAAACUGUACAUCUCCGCGUGUAAAACGUGUAGAGAACUCGACAGCACUACCCACGCAAAGGAGACACUGAUGUCCCACGAGGUCCCAUCUCGUCCUUGGGAGAAGAUUGCCACAGACAUCUUUACCCUUGAUAGCAAGGAUUACCUGGUCACCAUAGACUAUUACAGCAAUUUCUGGGACGUGGACAGAUUGCCAAACACCAAGGCCAGUACCACCAUUGUGAAGCUGAAGAGUCACUUUGCCCGGUACGGCAUACCUGAUCAAGUGAUCAGCGACAAUGGGCCGCAGUUUACAUCUGACGAAUUUGCCGACUUCUCCAGAACAUGGGACUUUGAGCAUCUUACCAGUAGCCCUGGAAAUAGCAAGGCCAAUGGCAAGGCCGAGUCUGGGGUGAAGACAGUCAAGCGUAUCNUGAUUUCACCGUGCACUAUGAGCGUGGCAAGAACAUGCAUUUGGCCGACAUGCUGUCAAGGGCUUACCUGCCCUACGAAGGCAAAGAAGUAG